GGAAGAUCAUGUGACUGUCAUAUGGGUCGAACAGGGAUUGUGAACUAACAUCAAGUGGUGUUUUUUUUCCUGUUCCGUUAUCAGAUGGUCACAUGAUCAUAUUUUCAUUCAUUUCUAAUUCAUACAAUAAGAUUUCUCAUUCAGGUCACUGAGAAGAGGAUGAGAAUUUCGUGGAAUUAUGAUGUCAUUUGUGCCACGGGGUUGCCUACAAUACACAUUCUUACGGUAGGAAGAGCAAAGGGAAGGAAGGGAGAAGAAGGGUAGGGGGAGGGAGAGAGAGAGAGAGAGAGAGAGAGAGAGAGAGCGGGUUGACAUCAGCAGUCUCCAGAAUCAUGCUUGCCAAUGGAGAAAGGGAAGCUCAUCCCAGAAGAAACACCUAGAAUUUUUCAUACUGCAGGCCUAACUGGAGCAAACUAUACACUUGUACUGGAAAUAAUCAAAUCAUCUCUUUUGCCGGAAGCUUCGGAUUAUCAGAUAUCUUUUUUAUUUCUGGUAAAUCACAAGCUCCAGCUCGGCGAAGCUGCCCUACAUUUUCUACUCUAUUUUCUCUAUGCGUUUUUUAUGUUUACAACGCCUCGUGGUGGCAUCUUCAGGCGGAUGUUUUCUUCAUCCAUAAAGGCAUAAACAAAAUUUCCCGACAGAAAUUUUCCCGACAGAAAUACAGGAGCGAGGUAAAGAGCCGAGGUGCAAAGAAAAGGGCAGAGUGGCGGACAUUGUGAGCCCGAAAACGGCCACACAGAAGAUGCACAAUUAAUCAAAACAUCGUCUUCUACAUCUCGAUACUCAGGACCGUAUCGGCACAGUAUGUAACACCGUCUCUCUGGUCUUAGCCUCUCGUUGUUUACAGCAAUCAAAACGACGUUAUUAUCAUCCCCAAACCGUCGAAUUGUUAAGAAAUAAAACGGGCAAUUUGCCCCGACAUUGUUCAGGUAAUAUUUACCUAAAGAUCAGUGUAACGUGAAGAUGUUCUACUGUGAUUUUGUGCACUAAGGUAAUCAAGCGAUCGCAAGAGGUGGAGGAAAAAAAACACGGCGUUACUUUAAGGCCUAGAAACGAGGUGUGCUUGAAGAGAACCGCGCUAAAGGAUCCUGACUGACAUUAGGAUACAUGUGCCUCUUAGAUAUGAGCAGAUCAACUCAGUGGCUUUGAGUUCCCAGCAACACUCCUGUGUUUUCCCAUAAUAUGCAACACACUGUUUGGGAUCCUUGACCACACCUGUUUUUUUAUAUCUGGACAAUCAAAUCUGCAGGUUUACUUUUUUCAGGAUACCAAAGUAAAAGUUUCAGGCGAGAUGGGAAGUGAUGGUGAAAUUUUAAGCCAUGACUUGGCAAAGGUGUCUGAUGAGGACUUGUUGGCAUGCUCAAAAGAAGAGCUGGUGAGUCGACUACGGCGAGAGGAGUCAGAGAAGAUGUCGGCGCUCAUUCAGCGUGGGCGCCUAAUCAAGGAGGUGAACAAGCAACUUCAGGGACAUCUGCUUGAAAUCAGGGAGCUCAAAGCCAUCAACCAGCGGCUGCAGGAAGAGAACCAGGAGUUGCGUGACUUGUGCUGCUUCCUUGACGAUGACAGGUUGAAAGUAAAGAAGCUAGCACGAGAAUGGCAACUGUUCGGUCAUCAUGCCGCCAAAGUGAUGCGUGAUGAUCUGGGCGGAUACCUGAAGAAGCUCUCUGAUCUGGAGCAUCUGCAGGAUGGUCUGGUCAAGGAGAAUCUGGACCUGAAGGAACUGUGUCUUGUGCUCGAGGAGGAGUGUGUGAGCAGGAGUGAUUCCAGUCCAGGAGGGUCAACUGAGCUCAACCUGCCAUGUAUGGUGGCCCGGGACCUCGGUGAUGGAAGCUCUAGUACUGGGAGCGUAGGCAGCCCUGACCAGCUCCACCUGGUGUGCUCACCUGAUGACUGACUCAGCUGACUGAUCAGAGAAAGAGAGAGGAUAAUAGCCAUUAUCCCUUUAUUCCUCUCAGAGAAUGACAGAGAAGAGCCUGAAUGAAGUUAUAUGGGCCAACCCAAAGGAGCAAAGAAGUUUAUGAUUUUAGUUGUCACCAAACAUCUCAGCUGCUUAUGCUAGACAAAUAGAUUGGCUACAUUAGUCUUUUCUUUGCUUUUCCCUUUAGACUCUUAUUAAUUUUACUCCCCUCAAUGUAGAUAGACUUUAUUAAUGUGAAUGAUAUUACUUUGCUUUGGGCAACAAGCAUGAUUGCAAUAGUUUUUAGCUUUACUUUAGCUUUGUCAUUUUGUGUUCAUUAAAUUUUUUGAAAAGAAAGUAGAACAAAGUCACUGGGAAUUUCCUCCCUUCUAAUCUCUUAUAUAAGAGGUUGUACAUAGGAAGUAACUGAUCAACUGGCAAUUUACCACCUGUUUUUAAUGCACUGAAAUGUAUUUUGAAGGGGUCUCAUGUUUUAAUGAUGAACUAAACAGGGCUGAAACAAAUCCCAAAUGAUUCAUGUUUUGAAACUGCAUAGAGCCAUAAAGUGAUCUCUUUGAGGUCAUGCACAACAGCACUGAAUCAUUUUUAAGGGGCUCUCAAGACCUCUGGUUUAAAACAAAUGGAUUGCCAGUUAUUUGGCUGUAUAAAAUGUGCACUGAAAAUGCAGAAUUAGUACACUUUCUCACUAUUAUGAUGUACUAAAGUUGCUCUAGGAAGAUUUGUUACACUAAACCAUCUAGUUGACUAUUACACUGGACAUCAGAUGAUUUUUGCGUUGAUAAAUUUUAUUAUUUACAUACUCA
Tachysurus vachellii is the source of this 2721-nucleotide messenger RNA. It is a transcript of the gene ccdc85b, whose product is annotated as coiled-coil domain containing 85B. Gene Ontology annotation, cellular component: nucleus. The transcript has a single exon. Lineage: Eukaryota; Metazoa; Chordata; Actinopteri; Siluriformes; Bagridae. Gene Ontology annotation, biological process: negative regulation of DNA-templated transcription. The coding region runs from base 1292 to 1894 and encodes 200 amino acids. The record is from RefSeq and is a predicted model, not a curated record.